Mytilus trossulus (common blue mussel) is the source of this 706-nucleotide messenger RNA. Its product is annotated as placenta-specific gene 8 protein-like. Lineage: Eukaryota; Metazoa; Mollusca; Bivalvia; Mytilida; Mytilidae. The record is from RefSeq and is a predicted model, not a curated record. The transcript has 4 exons. Bases 172 to 636 code for a protein of 154 amino acids.
UUGUCAAUUUAGUUAUUUGUUAUAACUUAAGUGUAAUGUGUUUAUCACAACUUUGAGACUUUUACAGAAUAAUGACAACAUGAUAAAGUGAAAGCAUUCAUAAGGAAAUCCAAAUAUUUUACCUUAUUGAUAUAUGAUAUUAGCAGACAUUUCAAAAGUAUUUUACAGACAAUGGAAGCACUACCGACCAGUUAUCGAACAUAUGGAUCAAAUGAUUUUGAAGUAAGUCCUGAACAGCCACCACCACAAAUACAACCAUACCAGAAUACUACUUCAAAUGUGACUGUGGUGGUCAAUCAACCGUCAUUGCAACACAAUCAGGUUAUGGUCACUACUUCAUUGGACGGACACAGACAUUGGUCAACUGGACUCUUUGAUUGUUUUUCGGAUAUGGCCAAUUGUGUUUUUACAUGUUGUUGUUACCCAUUUGCUGUCUGUAACUUGGCAUCACGAUUAGGGGAAUGCUUCUGCGCACCAGCCUGCGUACCUGGCGGAGAUAUCAUCUUGAGAAAUAGAAUAAGGAGUGUUGGAGGAAUCAGAGGUUCAAUGUGUGAUGACUGUCUUGUGAUUGUGUGCUGUGGACCAUGUGCUGCUUGUCAGGAAGCUAGAGAACUGACAAAUAUGGGGAUUCCUUAGAUAGAUGGUCAUAACAAUGUUUUUUGUAAAGAAUCCUCUAAAUGUAAACAAUACAAUGUAUCAAAAUCAA